UGGUCUCAACCCAGUAGUAUUGACAAUAGGGUGAAAAGAUACAGACCCGAAUCCAAAACGGUUCAAGGAAAAAGAACAAAAUUCGGGGAUUUGGAAAGUGGAGCAAUUGAAUCAGUAACAGGAAUGUAAUUGCGGCAGCCUAACUGUUUUAUAUAUAUAUCCGUAUUUUGUUAUUAAUGGGAGUCUGAGGAUUAUUUCGUUAGAAGGCAAACGGUACUCGUGGGUUUGGCUGGAUAAGGCCAAGAUUUUCGUGCUGUUCUGUUUUCGCCGCUACUUGGAAAAAAAGGCUAUUUGCACCGAGCUGGAAGUAGCCUAGUUCAUAGGGUUUUCAUAGGAUAACUCCUCGCCACCGUCUCCGUUGCGAACCACAGAGGAUCAAGGUAAAGUACCACGAUACGAGAGCUACAGCGACUCGAUCGGCUGCAGCUUGUCCGGCUCGGUCGGCACUCGGGACGGUGUGUGUCUCCCCAGCCCGGCCGCUCUGUCAGUCAGUCUGUGAGCGCUAGCUAACAGUAGCAACAUUAGCACUCCCCUUGUAUUUACACCUUGGAUGAUGGGUGAUCGCCCGAGCCCGCCCAGCAGGGCUAUGUCCUCGGCAGCCACCACGUCUCCAUCUGUGGACAAAGUGGACGGAUUUUCGCGGAAGUCUGUCAGGAAGGCCAAGCAGAAGCGGUCGCAGAGUUCGUCCCAGUUCCGCUCUCAGGGCAAACCCAUUGAGCUCACGCCCCUGCCGCUGCUCAAGGACGUGCCGGCGCCGGAGCAGCCGGAGCUGUUCCUGAAGAAGCUGCAGCAGUGCUGUACCGUCUUCGACUUCAUGGACACGCUGUCAGACCUCAAGAUGAAGGAGUACAAGCGCUCCACGCUCAACGAGCUGGUGGACUACGUGACCGUCAGCAGGGGCUACCUGACAGAGCAGGCCUACCCCGAGGUCGUCAAAAUGGUGUCUUACAACAUAUUCCGGACCCUUCCGCCCAGCGACAGUAAUGAGUUUGACCCUGAGGAGGAUGAGCCCACGCUCGAGGCCUCCUGGCCACACUUACAGUUGGUAUACGAGUUCUUCAUCCGGUUCUUGGAGAGUCAGGAAUUCCAGCCCAGCAUUGCCAAAAAGUACAUAGACCAGAAGUUUGUCCUACAGCUCUUGGAGUUGUUUGACAGCGAGGAUCCUCGGGAGAGAGACUACCUGAAGACAGUCUUGCACAGAAUCUACGGCAAAUUCCUGGGACUGAGGGCUUUUAUACGAAAACAGAUCAAUAAUAUUUUUCUACGUUUUGUUUAUGAGACGGAGCACUUCAACGGGGUGGCGGAGUUGCUGGAGAUCCUGGGCAGUAUAAUCAAUGGUUUCGCUCUGCCUCUGAAAGCGGAGCAUAAACAGUUUCUGGUCAAAGUGUUGAUCCCCCUUCACACUGUCAGGAGUCUGUCCCUCUUCCACGCACAGUUGGCGUAUUGCAUUGUACAGUUCCUAGAGAAAGACCCAGCAUUAACAGAACCAGUCAUCAGAGGCUUACUCAAGUUCUGGCCAAAAACCUGCAGUCAAAAAGAGGUGAUGUUUCUAGGAGAGCUGGAGGAGAUCCUGGACGUCAUUGAACCCACACAGUUCGUUAAGAUCCAGGAGCCGCUUUUCAAACAGAUCUCCAGAUGUGUGUCCAGCCCACACUUCCAGGUGGCGGAGCGAGCUCUGUACUACUGGAACAACGAGUACAUCAUGAGUCUGAUCGAGGAGAACUCCAGCGUCAUCCUGCCCAUCAUGUUCGCCAGCCUCUACAGGAUCUCCAAAGAGCACUGGAACCCGGCGAUAGUGGCGCUGGUCUACAACGUACUGAAGGCCUUCAUGGAGAUGAACAGUACCUUAUUUGACGAACUCACAGCCACUUACAAGUCGGACCGCCAGCGUGAGAAGAAGAAGGAGAAGGAGCGGGAGGAGCUGUGGAAGAAGCUGGAGGACUUGGAGCUGAAGCGGGGCCUUAGGAGCGACGGGAUCAUCCCCACUUAACGAAGCCAGCGCUGCGCUCCCCCUCCCCCCCCCUCCUCCCUCCUCCUCCUCCUCCCCCCUCUGACCCCCCCCCCACCCCCCGCCCCGUCCCGUCUCCCCCCUUCACAUCCGCCGUGUCAGCCCAGAGCUCGGAUCAGUCCGGCUGCAGGCCGUCUCCUCUGGAACGACAUGCAACGCCCAUUGGUUUUUUCUUUCUUUUUUUUUUUUCUUUUUUCUUCUUCUUUUUUUUUUUUUUUUUUUUUAAAUUCUAAUUUUAAUUUUUUUCCCUCCUCCUCUGUAUUUGUGCGACUUACUUUACGGUAGAUUCACCACGUCUCUGUUUUCAUUAUUUCAACAGCACUGUAAAUAACUGUUUUGUUUUGUUUUUGUUUUUUUUUUUUUCUUUUGUUUUUUUUUUUUUUUUGUUUUUUUCCCUUAAACUGAUAUUAUUGCAAACGGAAAAACAAAAUAAUAAUAAUAAUAAAAAAAGAAGAAAAAAAUAGAAAAUGAGAAAAUGACUUGUGUGGGAGGGGGAAUAAAAAGACUUUCUGGACUGACUGUAGGACAUGAAAUGAACUCUUCUUCGGAAGCAAACGAAAAAAAACCUGCAAAAAAAAAAAAGAGAAGAUAGAUUGUUUUUAACUCCUUGUCCCCUCUUCUUCAGUACAGUCUCAUUUUUCCCCCCAUUUUUCUGGCUCCUCCCUUUGCUUUUCCUCUCGUCUUCUGCCUCCGUCUCUCUCUCUCUCUCUCUCUCUGUCUCUCUCGCCCUCUUAUGGUGCAUCUUUAACUUUUGCCUCCGUGUGGGACGUCCCGACUGAGUGUGGCCCCGCUCCUCUGUCAUUGGAGAUGAAGAAGCCCCGCCCCCCUGGCUCCAGAAGGACCGCCCCCGCCCCGCCCCCCUCUCUCUCUGGCCCCUCCUGCCUAUCAGAGUUCAGGACCUGAGAGCCGCAAGGAAACGAAUCAAACCUGUCGUCUGUUUAGACCCCUCCUCCUCUUCCUCCUCUUCCUCCUACUUCCUGUUUGAGCGGGAGGUAAACGAAAAGAAAACGCAAACAAAAACAAACAGGGACUUCUCACUAUGAACACACACACACACACCGUUGAAACACCCCCUCAUCGAGUGCGUCUACAUGCGAUUCGCUAUUCCAGCGUCACCUGGGAUACUUGUGUAUUCCAUUUUAUUUUGAAAAGCUGGUGCACGAGGGCGCCGUAUCCUGUUUCCCGGUCGCUGGAAACUCGAUAUCAGAGAAACAUCAGCGUUUCGUCCCGUUUCCGUUUUUCCGUUUUUCUCUCGCUCCCCCUGUGGAGGCUCUCGGUGUCACGGUGACGUUUUAGAAAAUUCCGGUUUUCCGCACGCGUGAAUUGUUGUGAUCGGGAUGCGGCGAGUAAACGUCUGUUUGUUUGUUUGUUUGUUUGUUUGUUUUUAAAGCGAGAUAUGACUUAGAAUGAACUCCGCAUGUAAACGCACUCACUCUCACUUUCAUCGCCUCAUUUCUUUCUCUUUUUUUUUUUCUCGUCUGUGUGCAUCCGGCUCUCCCCCGCAAACGCUGGAUUUCUCUUUUUUUUUCUUAUUCGUCACUUCAGUUCCUCUCUCUCCUUCUUCCUCUUAUUAUUUGAUUAUAAUUAUGUUUUUUUUUUUUUUUUUUUUUUUUUUGUGAACUUUGACCCCCCCCUUGCCUACCUGUUUUCCCUCCCUACCUGUUGUACCAGGCGACCCUGGUAUCAGUCUGGCACUGGUACCCUCUGGAGGAAAAAAAAAAAAAAAAAAAAGACGACUUAAAAAAGGAAAAAAUGAUUUAAAAAAAAAAAAACACGCUGCGAGCUCUUAGCAGGAGCGCCAAAAAAAAAAGGAAAAAAGAAUAAAUAAACCUUCCGCCUAUUGUGAAAUACAAACGCCCCAUUCCCCCGCCACCAGGGGGCGCCGCGUUGGCUUCACAGUAUUACAACAACAACAAAAA
Myripristis murdjan (pinecone soldierfish) is the source of this 3927-nucleotide messenger RNA. It is a transcript of the gene ppp2r5eb, whose product is annotated as protein phosphatase 2, regulatory subunit B', epsilon isoform b. The record is from RefSeq and is a predicted model, not a curated record. Gene Ontology annotation, molecular function: protein phosphatase activator activity. The transcript is spliced from 14 exons. Gene Ontology annotation, biological process: signal transduction; protein dephosphorylation. NCBI's taxonomy places the organism in Eukaryota, Metazoa, Chordata, Actinopteri, Holocentriformes, Holocentridae. The coding region runs from base 551 to 1990 and encodes 479 amino acids. Gene Ontology annotation, cellular component: protein phosphatase type 2A complex; nucleus; cytosol.